CUUCCUGGGCGGGCCCAGGGCGCGCGUCGUCCCGCCCUGAUCGGCGGGGCCAAGUUGAAUGACGGCCCAGCCCCGCCUUCCGGUUCCGGUUGAGGGCGGGAGACUGCUGCUCUGCGCCGAAGUGCCUCAGACCUGCGUUGUUUCGCAGCUAGAAUGAAGCACAUCAACUUGUCCUUUGCAGCGUGUGGGUUUCUGGGCAUUUACCACUUGGGGGCAGCAUCAGCACUCUGCAACCACGGCAGAAAGCUGCUGAAGGAUGUCAAGGCCUGUGCCGGGGCUUCUGCGGGAUCUUUGGUUGCUUCGGUUCUCCUCACAGCGCCGCAGAAAAUAGAGGAAUGCAACAAGUUUACCUAUGAUUUUGCUGAAGAAAUCCGAAGGCAGUCUUUUGGGGCACUAACACCUGGCUAUGAUCUCAUGGCCCGAUUGAGGAGCGGAGUGGAGUCGAUUCUCCCCGCCAACGCGCAUGAGCUGGCCCACGGCCGCCUACACGUCUCCAUCACCAACACCAGGACCGGGCAGAACUGCCUCGUCUCCAGCUUUCCCUGCAGGGAGGACCUCGUCAAGGUCCUGCUGGCCAGCAGCUUCCUGCCCAUCUAUGCAGGACUGAAACCAGUGGAGUACAAAGGGCAGGUCACCACAGAACGCCGAGUCGAGUUCCCUGCGCUGUGCAGGAGUUUCUCGUCACUUGUCUAUGUUAGACACAGUAUCAUUAGUAGAGAUACAUCCACCCCAGGCUCUCAGGUCAUCCCACUCCGCCGCCUCUCCUCUUGGUCUGCAUUCAUCUGUUCUCUCAGUCUGUCUCUUUCUGCUUUGCCAGAGGUGGGUGGACGGAAGCUUCACCAACAGCCUGCCAGUCCUGCCUGUCGGCCGCACGGUGACCAUCUCCCCGUUCAGUGGGCGACUCGACAUCUCCCCACAGGAUGAAGGGCGGCUGCAUUUCUACGGUAGCGUCACCAACCAGGAAGCACUGUGUGUCUUUCUGUCCCAGCUGUCCAUGGCAAACUUGGUGAGACUCAAGCGGGCCCUCUUCCCGCCAAGCAGGAGGACAAUGGAGUCGCUCUAUCGCCGGGGCUUCGACGACGCCAGCAGGUUUUUACUUAAAGAAAAUUGGUUUGAGUAGGACGCUUACAACUUGUUAACGGAGAACACAGUUCUUCAGGGAAGUUUUUAAUUAAAUCCUUUUAUAAAAGCUUA
Molecule: messenger RNA, 1194 nt
Organism: Bubalus bubalis (water buffalo)
Lineage: Eukaryota; Metazoa; Chordata; Mammalia; Artiodactyla; Bovidae
Gene: PNPLA4
Product: patatin like phospholipase domain containing 4
Exons: 8
Coding region: 154-924 (256 amino acids)
Biological process (GO): triglyceride catabolic process; lipid homeostasis
Cellular component (GO): lipid droplet; membrane; cytoplasm
Molecular function (GO): retinyl-palmitate esterase activity; triacylglycerol lipase activity
Source: RefSeq, a predicted model, not a curated record